This is a messenger RNA of Oncorhynchus nerka (sockeye salmon), 1642 nucleotides long. RefSeq lists its product as uncharacterized. The coding region runs from base 283 to 1086 and encodes 267 amino acids. Gene Ontology annotation, molecular function: proteasome binding. The transcript is spliced from 5 exons. The record is from RefSeq and is a predicted model, not a curated record. Gene Ontology annotation, biological process: nuclear protein quality control by the ubiquitin-proteasome system; proteasome localization. Gene Ontology annotation, cellular component: nucleus; nuclear membrane. NCBI's taxonomy places the organism in Eukaryota, Metazoa, Chordata, Actinopteri, Salmoniformes, Salmonidae.
CAAUCAGGUUGAUGGGUAAUGAACCACGACCGCGCGCUAAAUUCUUGCGGCAGUAUUUUGUCAUACAUUCGCGGGAGAACAGCUUUGCCAGCAACUAUUUAAAUUUAUGGCAUUUAUUUGAGGUACUUGGCAGGCGGUAGCUGCGUGUUAUUAGUACAACCUUUACAGUUUGUUGGCUGCACACUACUAGACAGUUUCCUAGCUAGCUAGACAGCUAACGUUAACAACAUAACUGGCAAACAUUUUGCAAGAGGUCUGUCGUUUUGAUCCAAAGUAUCUAAUAUGGCAACCAUAUGUCACUCAAGACGUGCCCUGAUGGAAAUCCCAGCUCCACAGCCGAAAAUUGCAGCUCGAAUGAGAAGGUCCUACCUGGAGGUUCUAAGUUCACGCAUAGCUCCAUUCUCAACCACUUCUAGAGGCAGAAACCUGACCAGCAAUUCAAAACGUGGGCAUUCAUUGGACCCAGCCAUAUACAGAACAGGAAGUAGUCGGAGUGAGGCCCAAAGUGAAAGAAUGGAAGAUGACCAGACGCCCAUGUCCAACCAGCAGCUUGUGCAGCUCAUAAGAUCUUUCAUCCUAGUAGAACAGGGGCAGAGGCAGGAGCCCAGAGCCCUCACUACAGACCUGAAGCCGUUACAGGAGGACUUGCACCUGAAGAAGACCAAUGUCUACAGAUCUAUACCCUACUCACGCCUGGGGUCCAACAGAGACGCACACUGUUACAGAAAGGCAUAUCCACACCUGGUGGUGUUUAAAGUUUCCUGCCAGGAGUGGGGUCAGCUGCUGCUGCAGAACGAGGAGUGGGAGUCUGCUCUGGAGCACGCCCUAGUGGCGUGGAGGUACACCAGUGAGCUGCCACAGUGGGACACCAGCAGCCACAACUUGGUGAGGGAACAGUGUUACAGCAUGCUGGCAGCCCACUGCAUCACAGCUCUACAGCACUACUGCCCAGACCCCAGCAAAGCCAUAGAGCUGCACAGGAGGUUUAAAAUGGCACAGCUGCACAGUCAGUUGAUCUCUCCUUGUAUUCAGGAGCUGGAGAGAAGCCUCGGUGAAGCACAGGUUUGUUCCAUGAACACCCACUGAAAUGGCCAACACUAAGAUCAGCUGACAACAAUCAGCACGGCUUCCAAGUCUAUGGGGUUGCACUAUUGAACAGCGUAUAUCAGUGGUUGCCAUUCAAUUAUGUUUGGUAUCCUUGCCUUGUGUUGCGCUAUUCCCCUUGCCUACAGUAUUCCCUUAGAGUAAAUACAAGAGAGCUUUGAAUUUUGGUAUGCUGUUUUUUAAAUAUGAAUUUAAGAUUUUUAUAUUUGUUGUUUUGUAAAAUGUGUUUAUUGCCAUUGAACUAUUGAAUGUUAUCACAAGGAAAUUAUGAAAUGGCCUUUAACAUGUGAAAUGCUGUCAUAGGGAAAUUAUGAACUGUCCUUUUCACCAAUAUAUUUUAUGUGGGGGAUGUUUUUGUGGAUGUGUUGAAAGAUGCCACGAUACAUGAAACAGCUGCCUUAUUUCAACUUGGCUGAAUGCUACCUGUUUUGUAAAUAUUUGUCUAAAGUAACUGUUUUGCACUGUUUUCUUCAUCCUGGAAACUUGACAUUUUGAUAAAAUCGAAUCUAAUUUAAUAAAAUUCUACUUAGUUUUUCGA